AUGUCUUAUUUUAAUAGUUUCCAUUAUGGGGAAGAAGUUAGAGUGGUAGGAGGAGAAUAUGAGGGGGCAGAAGGAAUUUUUCUAAAACCUAUGUUUGAAAUUUGGAAAGCAGAGAGAAAAAUAAUCAUUGUGGAACCGCACUUUGUGGAUGGUUACAACAACACACCCAUGACACCUCCUAUAAGCGAGACCACCACUCUUACUCGGUCUCCACCUCUUGCGUCUUCCAUGAGCACAACUGGGGAAAAUAUAGUAAAUGUGGAAUCACACUUUUUGGCUGGUAACAACACCACUAUUGAAGCUUCUCCUGCUAUGUCGACACCUCGUGCGAUAUAUAAGUCUAAAAGAAGGCACAAGUAUCGGCGAUGUGGUAAGUACAUACACCUUGAAAAACCAUGCAAGAAUCUCGCACCUCAAGGUUCGGAUCUAAGUAAAACGUCCACCUCUAAAAGGGGACGUCGAAAGAAUAGAAAAUCUCGUGUUACCCGGGCAGUAUUAGGCUCUAUGUGA
Lactuca virosa is the source of this 510-nucleotide messenger RNA. The record is from the annotation of a GenBank genome assembly. NCBI's taxonomy places the organism in Eukaryota, Viridiplantae, Streptophyta, Magnoliopsida, Asterales, Asteraceae.